Molecule: messenger RNA, 1818 nt
Organism: Fonsecaea multimorphosa CBS 102226
Lineage: Eukaryota; Fungi; Ascomycota; Eurotiomycetes; Chaetothyriales; Herpotrichiellaceae
Exons: 4
Coding region: 1-1818 (605 amino acids)
Biological process (GO): intracellular calcium ion homeostasis; calcium ion transmembrane transport
Cellular component (GO): fungal-type vacuole membrane
Molecular function (GO): calcium:proton antiporter activity
Source: RefSeq, a predicted model, not a curated record
AUGCAUCGCGUGAGAGCAUGGGCACAUUCGUCUGCUCACAGGCACAACUUCAAUCCAUGGUCGGCCAUUAAGGACAAUCAAGCUUCCUCGGAGAGUAAGAGUCCAUCGCAGAAUGAAGAUUCGACAGAACAGAAGCCCCCCAAAGGCUCCAUUUUCAGUCGCGUCGUCGCCAAUGUCAAGGUCGCCCUAUUCCACAGUUGGGUGAAUGUUCUCCUGGUUUUUGUGCCUGCGGGCAUCGCCAUCCACUUUGCCGGAAUCAACGAGAAUGUGGUCUUUGCUGUCAACGCGGUUGCCAUCAUCCCUUUGGCUGGGCUUCUCACAUUCGCAACUGAAAGCGUGGCGCAUCGACUUGGGCCUACUUUGGGAGCUCUACUGAAUGUGAGUUUUGGAAACGCAGUGGAGUUGAUCAUAUUUAUCGCCCUUGUCAAGGAUGAAAUUCGCAUCGUCCAAGCUUCCCUUAUCGGCUCACUUCUUGCCAACCUCCUCCUUAUAUUGGGUAUGGCCUUUUUGAUCGGAGGCCUAGAAUUCCAGGAGCAAAUUUAUGACAGCACUGUGACCCAGAUGUCGGCUUGCUUGCUGGCGCUUGCGGUCCUUAGCCUGCUGAUUCCGACCGCCUUCCACGCGUCUUUCAGUGACCUUCAGAAAGCUGACCGUGCAGUCAUCAAACUCAGCCGAGGGACUUCCGUCAUUCUACUCAUCAUUUAUGUCCUUUAUCUACUUUUCCAACUGAAGUCUCACGCAUAUCUUUACCAAGGGACGCCACAACACAUUAUCGAUGAGGAAGCACAGCCGGGUAUCCUUCAACGUUUCGACUCUACGAGCUCUUCGUCCGCGAGCUCUUCAAGGUCGUCUCUUACGAGUGCUGGCUCACAUCGACGUGUAAGCAAGAGGCUCAAGGCUAAGCUUGGCAGGAGACGAGAGGUGAAGACCGAAGUCGAAUCCGAAGCAGACAAUGGGGAAUCCGCCGUACAAGUGGGUCCGAAUGUGAUUGAUAUUCACGCAGAAAAGACUGCCGAGCCACAGGAGAUCAAGUCGCAAGACGCAUCAACGGAAGGCCUGCCAACCAAUCCUCCAGCAGCUUCAGCGAAGGACAAGAAACCAAACAUCGGGCCUCAUGGACUCUCUUUCCGCGCACCACCCGUUUUCCGAUCGUCAACGCAGCCUUCCCUCAAAGGCAAAGACCUAAGUUAUUCCUCUCAUCCCCUUCGACAUUAUCAGUCGGCACCAAAUAAUCGCCAAAGUCAAAGUCCGGGAGCUGCGCGGAUAGCACGCCGCUCUACGCCGAAAAAUACUGCCCCAGAGGAAGACGCUCCUCCCAUGAGCCAAACCGCAUCGAUAAUCCUCCUGCUAGCCUCCACCGGUCUCGUUGCACUCUGUGCAGAGUUUCUUGUUGGAAGCAUUGAGCACUUGGUGGACGAUUCUCCUUUGUCGGAGGCUUUCAUUGGGCUAAUCAUCCUACCCAUCGUUGGCAAUGCUGCCGAGCAUGUCACGGCUGUUACUGUCGCCGCAAAGAACAAGCUCGAUCUUGCCUUGGGCGUAUCGCUCGGAUCGUCGAUUCAAAUUGCGCUCUUUGUUACUCCAUUCGUCGUGAUUCUGGGUUGGAUCAUGGAUAAAGACAUGUCUCUCUACUUCAGCUUGUUUGAGACUGGGUCAUUGUUUGUUUCCACUUUCAUCGUCAACUUCCUGGUCCUGGAUGGACGCAGCAACUAUUUGGAGGGCGCGCUGCUGUGCGCAUGUUACGUGAUUGUUGCUGUUGGAGCCUAUUUCUUUCCCGAUGGACAGGAUCAAAGCUCACUGACAAGUGGACCUUCAACUUGA